GGCGCUCCACCUUCUGUCCAAGUUGCAGCGUUGCCUGCGUCAAAGGUCGGCAAGAAAGAGCUGCGUUCUGUGUAUGUUGCCCUCCGGCUUGGACGGGCUUCACUCUGCUUCGCCUACUCAGUUUCACUCGUCCCCCACCUCUUGCUGCAGUGGGCGUCGGACUCCGCUCCUUCUUCCCCCAGAGGCGGUGCCCGGCCUUUGAUACCGCCUGCGUGACCUCACUUGGCCAACAUGUCGGGGUGGGAGUCUUAUUACAAAACCGAGGGAGAUGAAGAAGAAGAAGAAGGACAAGAUGAGGGUGCUGAAGCAGGAGGAGAAAAUAAAUAUUCAGGAAGAGAUAGUUUGAUUUUCUUGGUUGAUGCCUCAAGGGCCAUGUUUGAAUCUCAGGAUAAAGAUGAAUUGACUCCUUUUGACAUGAGCAUCCAGUGUAUCCAGAGUGUGUACACCAACAAGAUCAUAAGCAGUGAUCGGGAUCUCUUGGCAGUUGUGUUCUAUGGUACUGAGAAAGACAAAAAUUCAGUGAAUUUCAAAAAUAUUUAUGUCUUACAGGAGUUGGAUAAUCCAGGUGCUAAACGAAUGCUGGAGCUUGAACAGUUUAAGGGGACACAGGGAGAAAAACAUUUCCAAGAGCUAAUUGGCCAUGGAUCUGACUAUUCACUGAGUGAAGCACUGUGGGUCUGCGCCAACCUCUUUAGUGAUGUCCAGUUCAAGAUGAGUCAUAAGAGGAUCAUGCUGUUCACCAAUGAAGAUGACCCCCAUGGAAAUGACAGUGCCAAAGCUAGCCGUGCGAGGACCAAAGCCAGUGAUCUCCGUGACACAGGUAUCUUCCUUGACUUGAUGCACUUGAGAAAGCCUGGGGGCUUUGAUAUAUCUGUAUUCUACAGAGAUAUCAUCAGCAUAGCAGAGGAUAAGGACAUAGGGGUUCACUUUGAGGAAUCGAGCAAGCUAGAAGACCUGUUAAGGAAGGUUCGAGCCAAGGAGACCAGAAAGCGUGCGCUAUGCAGGUUGAAGUUUAAGCUCAACAAAGAUAUAGCACUCACUGUCGGCAUUUAUAACUUGGUCCAGAAGGCUUUCAAGCCUCCUCCGGUGAGACUUUAUCGGGAAACGAAUGAACCAGUGAAAACCAAGACCCGGACAUUUAAUGUAAAUACAGGCAGUUUACUUCUGCCUAGUGACACCAAGAGGUCUCAGAUCUAUGGAGGUCGUCAGAUUGUACUAGAGAAGGAGGAAACAGAACAGUUAAAACGAUUUGAUGAGCCAGGUUUGAUUCUCAUCGGUUUCAAGCCCUUGAUAAUGCUGAAGAAGCACCAUUACCUGAGACCUUCCCUGUUCGUGUACCCUGAGGAGUCCUUGGUGAAUGGGAGCACAACCCUUUUCAGUGCCCUACUCACCAAGUGUCUGGAGAAGGAGGUCAUGGCACUGUGCAGAUACAUACCCCGCCAGAACAUACCCCCAUAUUUUGUGGCUUUGGUGCCACAGGAAGAGGAACUGGAUGACCAGAAAAUUCAGGUGACUCCUCCAGGCUUCCAGCUUGUCUUCCUACCUUACGCUGAUGAUAAACGGAAGGUGCCCUUUACUGAAAAAGUCAUGGCAAACCCAGAGCAGGUGGACAAGAUGAAAGCGAUUGUUCAGAAGCUCCGCUUCAGAUACAGGAGCGACAACUUUGAGAACCCAGUACUGCAGCAGCACUUCAGGAACCUGGAGGCCUUGGCUUUGGAUUUGAUGGAGCCCGAACAAGCAGAAGAUCUGACAUUGCCCAAGGUUGAAGCAAUGAAUAAAAGACUGGGCUCCCUGGUAGAUGAAUUUAAGGAGCUUGUCUACCCACCAAAUUACAAUCCCGAGGGAAGAGUUACUAAGCGAAAACAAGAUGACGAAGGUUCUGAAAGCAAAAAGCCCAAGGUGGAGUUAUCUCAAGAUGAUCUGAAGGCCCACGUCAGCAAGGGCACCCUGGGUAAGCUCACUGUGCCUGUGCUGAAGGAAGCCUGCAGGGUGUGCGGGCUGAAGGCCGGGUCGAAGAAGCAGGAGCUGCUGGAUGUGCUCAUCAAGCACUUCCAGGAGAACUGAACGGCGAGCACACAUCCUGCCACUCUUCCACGAAUGGCCAGGCUGCGUCAAGUGGAGAAAAUGUCUCUCCUGAGCCAGGAAGACUGUCUGCCAGAAGCUGAGGGGCUUUGUUAGUGGCAUGACUUUACAUUUGAGACAUUCUGUUGCUGUGGAGAUGGUGUAGCCCUCCCACUUUGCUGUGCCUUCCUCUAUUGUCUGAAUAAAGAGCCCUAACUUUGUACUAUA
Messenger RNA from Choloepus didactylus (southern two-toed sloth), 2289 nucleotides. RefSeq names its product X-ray repair cross complementing 6 (gene XRCC6). The transcript is spliced from 13 exons. The coding region runs from base 232 to 2064 and encodes 610 amino acids. Gene Ontology annotation, biological process: double-strand break repair via nonhomologous end joining; cellular response to gamma radiation; telomere maintenance. Gene Ontology annotation, cellular component: nucleus; Ku70:Ku80 complex. The record is from RefSeq and is a predicted model, not a curated record. NCBI's taxonomy places the organism in Eukaryota, Metazoa, Chordata, Mammalia, Pilosa, Megalonychidae. Gene Ontology annotation, molecular function: DNA helicase activity; damaged DNA binding; double-stranded DNA binding.